GAGAUGAAUGUGUAAAGAAAAAUGCUCUGGCUGAUAAAUGGUACAGAAUCAAUGGAUCGCUGUUGAAGACGAUUUAUUCAAUAAAAAACUGGGCAGAUGCAAGAUCCUAUUGCCGGUCUAUAGGCGGAGACUUGAUGACCGUUCAUUCGCAGAUAGAAAACAAAUUUGUGAAAAGCGUAUUGAUGUAUCCUACCUUCUUCAAACUUUACUCUCUGGAUGGCACUGAUGAUGCAGGCGAAGUGACUUUGUUCAACGGUGCAAAGUACAUGGAUAAAAGUGGACGAAGAGGAAUUCAMUUCGAUGGUGACAAUGACUACGCAAAGAUCAAAAGCUUCCACGCCAGGAACGUUGAUUUAACCAUUGCCUUCUGGUUCCGCGUAAAAMGUCUGGMAACAGCUAUCAAUAUGUUUAACGAUAUUAAAGAUAGCAAAAGACAGUUUUCCAUUCAAUCGACCAACGACCGCGCACUAACUGUUCAAUUCAAAACAGCUAAAGGGAAAUUGAUCAGCGCCUCGACAGCGAAAAGCAGUUUUCAAAUUGAUAAAUGGACCCAUUUUGCUGUAACGUGGAAUCGUACUUCAAAGGAAAUGAUGGUUUAUAUCAAUCUCAAUAAGAAGGCAUCCAAGAUAUCCACUCUCGACAAUAUCGAUCUUCAAAACACUGGAAACACAAAAUACACACUUGCCAAAAAUGGCAAUUUCCACCUAAUGGGUUGGAUAAGCGAUUUUUAUGUUUUCCAGAACGCACUCACGAAAACACAACUACAAAACUUGAAAGAUGGUUUAAUGAAGGGAGCGUGGCUUGGUCUGAACGAUAUUGAUGUAGAAGGUUCCUUGAAAUGGUCCAAYAACCAYGCAAUUAGCUACAUGCCAAACGUUGGUAACGAGGAUUCAAGAGAUUGCUUAGUUAUGAAAAGGGGGAACGGCAAURACAUUGAAUGGAAGCUACAGGAUUGCAAUAGCAUGCAUGCAUUUAUUUGYGAAAAGCCAGCUAUUUGAAGUAUUCACACARAUGAAAAUAGGUUAAUAACCAUUUGCAAUAAUUUCARUCGUCAAAUUAAGGUCAUGGUAUUGCUUCCAACAAGUCUUCAAAUGUAAAAUGUUAUUCAUUUAACUUCUGCACAGAUCCACAAUAGAAGUUUGGGCACUUUUUUAAUGUUUUCAAAGAAGUACUAACAAUUAAUUACAUUUCACAAAACACAGCACAAGAUCACUAGUCAUAUUUAUACAUAUGUUUAUCCAAAAAAAUAUUUUUUCACAUUUUUUUCGAAUUUUAGAUUCAAACCUACACAAUCAAGUCGGUUUUGUU
Molecule: messenger RNA, 1308 nt
Organism: Exaiptasia diaphana
Lineage: Eukaryota; Metazoa; Cnidaria; Anthozoa; Actiniaria; Aiptasiidae
Exons: 6
Coding region: 135-998 (287 amino acids)
Source: RefSeq, a predicted model, not a curated record